CAAAAUAAUACCACGUAUCUCCAUUUUUGUGUCUCUGUGUCCUGUCUACCGGUACCUACCAAUCUAGUUAUUCCUAUUUUGCUCAAGAAAGUAAAUGCCCAGCCCAAUGCAUGCUGAGAGGCCUCGCGCCUGCACCAACUGUUCUCGGGCGAAGGCCAAGUGCGUCUGGCGAGACAAUGAGAAUGGCGUCUUUGUAUGCUGUGUCAAAAAAACGGCGAGGCAAGGCUACCAAAAAUUGGACGAUAUCAUGAACCUCUUGACCGCCGAUGGAAAAUGCCCACCUGACUCCGAGCAACGUUCUUCAUUCCACGAGACCGAGGGCGCUGCGCCAACCACAACGCCUCAAAUACAUCCCUCGGCUCAUUCAUCAGAGAAUGUAGAAUCAGUAGCCUCACCGCGUGGAUCAAUCUCUAUAUUCCCCGGGUUUGAGAUGUCACGUUCUGAAGCCGACCGAAGUCUUGAAGAAUAUAUGACCACCAUGCUUCCCGAAUUCCCUUUCGUUCCCCUGCCCUCCUCGAAUCUUUCCCAGGCGCUGGAAGAGAAGCCGCUGCUCACCAAGACGAUUUUAUGUGUUUUUGGUUUGAUCGAAGAUCUGAAGCUGACUAGACCACAAAAGGCGAUGGAUCUAUCGUUCAAGUCAAUCGUUGAGGACGCAGCUCAUUUGCGUGAUGAUCUCCCAGUCCAGUCGAAACAAACUCGCGCCGAUCGGAGAACCUUACUUGGGGUCUACUAUAUUAGCUCCACCCUUCUCGGCAAACGAAGCAGGCCAGAGUACACAGCACACUUUGAUGACUGCUGCAGUCAACUGUUACACGAUCAGGAAUACCCGACGGAUGCAUUACUCGUGCAGCUGGUGCGCAUACGGAAAAUCGCGAUGAAGGUGAACGAUGCGUUCUGGGAGACGACCGGUGCCAACAACGACAGGCCGCUCGGCGGUAUUUAUUCUAUCGCUGUUGCCUCUAUUCAAAAUGAGCUUGAUGCAUUUGUCAACCAGCUGCCCGCCAACUUGGUGUGGAACCAUCUGUUGCAAACCCACUGUGCCACCGUCCGUAUUCGCUUGUUCGAACCCUUCAGAUACGGCGAUCAGAACGAGAUCAUUGAGUCUACGCAUCUCAGAUGCCGCAGGAUAUGGGACUGUCUGCAGAGCACACAUGCACUCCAUGAGGAGUUCCGCCUGGUGCCAGUCGAAUCAUAUCCCGCCCUGACUUUUGUAACCAUUCUGCACCUCGCGCUCGCCAUCAUCAAAGCCUUACGCCUCCUGUGUGUUGAGGAUCAGGCCUGGGAUCUGACCACCGCACGCGCUACGUAUGAUCUUCCGGGUAUGCUUCGGGAGCUGAUCAAGAAGUUUGAGGCCGCGAGCAGAGGUGGCAGUCCCAGAAGCAGAAUUCUGCUUCAAGGCCGGCCCAUUUUCUCCGCCUACGCCGAAGCAUAUCGAGGUAUCGAACGUGGGUAUUCGACCAAGCUGAAUGGUGGCGUGGUGCCUUCGGGCCCGACUUCAGUGCCCCCAGUUAAUGCAUACGACGGGGAACAGUCCGACUUGGACUUCUGGGCUCAGUUGUCUGAGUUGACAAAUGGGCUUGUGCCUUGA
Molecule: messenger RNA, 1588 nt
Organism: Aspergillus japonicus CBS 114.51
Lineage: Eukaryota; Fungi; Ascomycota; Eurotiomycetes; Eurotiales; Aspergillaceae
Exons: 6
Coding region: 95-1588 (497 amino acids)
Biological process (GO): regulation of DNA-templated transcription
Cellular component (GO): nucleus
Molecular function (GO): transcription cis-regulatory region binding; DNA-binding transcription factor activity, RNA polymerase II-specific
Source: RefSeq, a predicted model, not a curated record